Molecule: messenger RNA, 591 nt
Organism: Geodia barretti
Lineage: Eukaryota; Metazoa; Porifera; Demospongiae; Tetractinellida; Geodiidae
Source: the annotation of a GenBank genome assembly
AUGGCUCAGCAGGCGGAUAUUCGAUUUGGAACAGACGGUUGGCGGGCAAUAAUUGGUGAAGACUACACCUUCGCAAACGUGGCCCGCUGUGCGCGAGGUCUGUGUGAAUUCAUGAAGCGCAGAGGCACCGCCGACCGAGGUCUGAUUGUAGGCUUCGACACCCGGUUUCUCUCUCCCGAGUUCGCUUCCACCGUCGCAGACGUCUGCGCCAGCCAGGGAAUACGGACACUGCUGGCUGACGUCCCUGCCCCCACACCCGUUCUUAGCUACAGCGUUAUGCACCACCAGGCCGGCGGCGCCGCCAUCAUUACCGCCAGCCACAAUCCCGCCAUCUGGAACGGAUUCAAAUUCAAACCCGAAUACGCCGGCAGCGCCACCCAGGAAAUCACCGACGAAUUGGAGGAGGCGAUUGCCCGGGUCGGCUCAGCGGACCUUGAUGAAAUCGACACAGGACGAAACUCGGGGUUGAUCGAAGACCUAGAGCCUGCAGAGCCGUACUUCGAUCACUUGUCCCGUCUGGUCGAUCUCGAUGCUAUUUCGAUCCGCAGGUUUCCACGUGACAGUCGACGCCAUGUUUGGAGCGGGCGCUAG